CUCAUGAACGCCAAACCAAACACAUUGCCAUCACUUUGUUGUCACAGUUGUUCAGCUCAACUGACAGUCAUAUCACAGUCACUGCAGUGCUGGCAAUGUAUACCAUUGUAUGGUAUGGUGUGUCCAACAGUGUGUCCAACAGUCCAACACCACUGACCACUCGAGUCAUGGCAUCCAUUGAUGACUGAGUGAAGACAUGUCUGAAGUGAGCACAGAGUUGACGGGCAAUGGCUUGGGUGGGGGCAGUGGGGAGAGAGUGCAGCCGCAUAUGGUGGUCGUGGACUUCCCGCCCCUCCACACGGCCUCCGGGGGCCCACUCCUGACCACUACUGUGCCUCUGAGUGGCGCACAACUGCGCACUCAUGAGGAGGAGAUCUACGAAGACCUGUGUUAUGUGACACUGCGGUUGGGUCGGGACAGGGAUCGCGUGUUGGGAAGCAUUCCUCUCGAGCCCAUCGAGAAGAGGGACUAUUGUGUGAAAGAGUUGGUCGAGACGGAGAAGAACUACUGCGAGGCUCUCAAUAUGAUUGUCAACCAAUUCAUACAACCCUUAAGCAAACUGUUGAGGACUACGGACCGCAACACUAUCUUCCAGUCCAUCAAACACUUGUAUGACAUCCACAGCCGCUUCUACACCGACCUCUGCCAGUCAUGUCAGGCCUCGUCCUCCAUGUGCUCACCUGUCAGUGCGUCCAACGGGUCGGCCAACACGUGUCACACCAACGGAUCCACUAAUUGUCAUAACUUUAAGAUCAGUUCGAGUUUUAUUCAAUUCAAGGAUAAGUUCAUUAUAUACGGCGAGUACUGCGCGAACCUCCCGAAGGCUCAGACACUGGUGGAUAGCCUGUGCGGAAGGGACGACACGAUCGCACAGGCCGUCCACAAGUGCGAGAUGAAGGCCAACGACGGGAAGUUCAAACUGCGAGACCUGUUGUCGCUUCCGAUGCAACGAAUACUCAAAUACCACUUAUUGCUGUCACAACUCAUUAAGACCACAGUCGACACCCACGACGACUACCAGGGCCUCCAGAGGGCCCACCUGGCGAUGGUUGACUUGGGGCAGUACAUCAACGAAGUGAAGCGCGACUCAGAGACCCUCACCAUCAUCGCCGACAUCCAGGCCUCCAUCACCGACUUGGAUAUGCCCGACAAUACACAACUCCAACACUACGGACGCCUCCUCAAGGACGGGGAGCUCAAGAUCAGGGCUCACGACGAGACCCGACUCAAGACGCGCUACGUCUUUGUGUUCGACAAAGUGAUGCUAAUGUGUAAAUCGAUUCGAGGGGAACAGUACUCCUAUAAGGAGGCGCUCAUUCUCGCCGACUAUCAGAUCGAAGAGCAGUGCAUUUCGAGCACAAUCUCGAAGCUGACGAAGCAGUGGACGAAUGGCUGGAAUCUAGUGCACAGACAGCACAAGAAGACGUAUAUGUUUUACGCCAAAACAGAUGACAUGAAACACAAGUGGAUCGAAGCCAUCAACAAAGCGCUGGACAACGACUGUCCGCUGGCGUGUCGUGAGGGCUAUACUGACCACACGUUCGCGAUGUUUACGUUCCCGUCGAUCACCACAUGUGUUGGUUGUCAGCAACUCCUCAAAGGAGUCUUCUUUCAGGGCUAUCAGUGCACUGUAUGUCAUAUCGCAGUCCACAAGGAGUGCAUCACAUCCGUGCCCUCAUGUGGCGCACCAUCACUGCCUCCGCGCCCACCACUGCCGCCGUCGAGUCCGGGGCUGUCGUUGAACUCAUUCAACGAAGACGACACUCACAGUAAUGGCGGCGCCUCUGACGCCAACCUUCGCCUGUCGUACGAAAGCCCCACAUCUCUGGAUGUGUUUGGCGUUCACCAGCAAAGUCAGGAACAGGCCCUCAAUCUGGAGGACUACGACUGGUUCGCCGGUCCGCUCGACAGAGAGAGCGCACAGUCGACGCUCGAGAACAUGAGUAACGGCUCGUUUCUGGUGAGGAUAUCUCCGAAACAAAGGGGCAGUUAUGCCAUUAGUCUGAACUAUUCGGGUCAAGUGAAGCACAUGCGGGUGCAACAGACCAAUGAUCACCAGUACUACUAUCUGUCGGAAACGCGGUAUUUCAAGACUAUCACCGAUUUGGUGGUGUAUUACGAGGAGAACAGUUUGUGCGAGUCUUUCAACUUAGUCGAUACUAAUCUCAUGAUUCCCUACAAGAAGGCAUUGAGUGCCGAAGCCGUCGCCUACGCCAUAGCCCUCUACAGUUUCACCGGCAGUUCAGCCAAUCUGUUGGACCUGAGGAAAGGCGAUAGAGUAGCCAUACUGUCGAAGGCUGGGGAGAGUAAGGGCUGGUGGAAGGGACAGAUCAACGACAGGGUCGGCUACUUUCCAUUGGCUUACGUCACACAAACGCAGGACAUGUUAUGAUGUUUUCAUUCAUUCAUUCAUUCAUUCAUAUGAUGGUUGAAGUGAUUGAAGUGAGGAAAUGAAUGCCGACACCAAUGCCUUCACACCAUUCACAACAUCGCCUCAAUUGGUGUUCAAUAACACAACGAAUAGCACAACAAUUCAUGACUCAAAUACUGUACACAUUUUAAGG
Molecule: messenger RNA, 2564 nt
Organism: Oppiella nova
Lineage: Eukaryota; Metazoa; Arthropoda; Arachnida; Sarcoptiformes; Oppiidae
Source: the annotation of a GenBank genome assembly